Moneuplotes crassus is the source of this 2213-nucleotide messenger RNA. The record is from the annotation of a GenBank genome assembly. NCBI's taxonomy places the organism in Eukaryota, Ciliophora, Spirotrichea, Euplotida, Euplotidae.
AUGAGCGAUAAGGAAUUGAAAUAAGCAGAUCAAAAAGAUUGGAGUGAGCCAUUUUGUUGAUCCACACUUCCCACCCAGAGAUUCUAGCAUCCAUUGAAUUACGGAGCCAUAUCCUUACAAACAAAUUGUACAUUGGAGGAGACCUCAUGAGUUUAUGAAAAAGCCUUCUAUAUUCCAGGACGGAAUAAACCCCAAUGAUAUUAAGCAGGGGCAUUUGCCUAACUGUUGGUUUUUAUCUGCUUUGUCAUCCCUAGCAGAGCGUCCUGCGUUAGUUAAAAGAUUGAUCAUCACAAAGAAUUACAACAAGGAAGGAAUUUACAAAGUAAGACUUUGCAAGAACGGAGAAUGGAACACAAUUACGAUUGACGACUAUAUCCCAUGCUACUUUAAUGGAGGCCCCAUGUUUGCAAGAGGGAACGGAGACGAACUCUGGGUUAUGCUUCUAGAAAAGGCAUAUGCUAAAAUGCAUGGUUCAUACUAUUCUUUAAGAUAUGGGUACACUCAUCAUGGAAUGCUCGAUAUCACAGGCUGCCCAACUUGUAAUAUUAAGUUUCCAGAAGAUAAACCUGACUAUGAAACAGUUGAAGAGGAAGCGGAAGAAAUCUGGGAAAAGAUUCUGGAUGCUGAUGAGAGAGGCUACCUCAUCUCUGGGGAAACUCCUGGAUACGAUAACGCUACUGAGGGAGGCCAAUUGGAUGCUCCCUCUGGUCUAGUUCCAGGUCAUGCCUACAGUAUUAUUCAAGCAAAAGAAGGACUUGGAGUAAAACUCCUCAAUAUUAGAAAUCCUUGGGGAAAAUACGAAUGGGAUGGAGCUUGGGCCGAUGAAAGCGAAGAGUGGACAGAAGAAAUGAAAGAAUAUUUUAAUCCAGAUUUUGAUCCAGAAGACGGAUCCUUCUGGAUGUGACUGGAAGACUUUAUCCUCAGAUUUGACUCAGUUAAUAUUUGAGAGGUGGAUAAUUGGAACGAAAUUAGGCUUAAAGGAAAAUUCAUCAGAGUUCAAGAAGAAGAAGGAGAAAAAUAACAAAUGGGUUGUUCCAAAGUUUUACUACACAUUUGAUAUUGAAGAGCCAGAUACAGUGGUUCACCUUGGAAUCCAUCAAGAAGAUGAUAGAGUUCUAGGAGCAGAUAGAAGAAGAACUCUAGAUAUUACUUUCAUUCUGUUAAAAAUCGACGAAGAUACUGAGGAGCUUGAAGUGGUUGAAGCUCCAGAUCCUUUAGUAGAAAGAGAAAUUCAGAAGAGAUAUGAACUAGAUGAAGGGAGCUAUAUUUUUGUUCCUCUAACAACAGGAGCAUUACUUCAAAGGCCCAUCAACGCUGAUGAUGAAGAAAUUGAAUAUAGUAUUGUUCAUGAUCAAAUUCAAAUGCCGCACCCAUUUUUCUUAACAACUCUAAAUGAUAUUUUCAGAAAAAUAGACUUAAAAUUAGAUGGAAAACUAUCUGCAGAUGAACUGAAUCAAUUUGGUAAAAUUAUAAAUGAACCGAAAUUGAUGAAUUUGACAUCCAAGAGUUUUAAAUCUGAAGAUUUCAAAAAUCUAUCUUGAGACAGCAAAGGGUUAACAAACCUUGGGUUUAAGCAGUUCUUGUUUAGGAACUUUGACCAGCCAAGACUGGAAGAGAUCCUUGAAGUUCUAGGGUAUGACAGAUCACUUUAUUCUCACAAAUCAAGAAUUUUUGUUACUUCUUUCCAGGCAGAUGAAAAUAUAAACGUAAAGAUCAAUGAAACCUUUGUUGGAGAUCUGCACCAAAGGGCAUGGGAUUUGUAUAUGAACCAUAAAUUUGAUAACAAAGAAUACUCUCAUGAUAUAGUCAAAUCUAGGAGGGCAGUCUUCUUUAGAGUCGAUCAUACUGAAGCUUAUGGAUGUUCUUAUGCUCUAGCUAAUAACACUGAACAAUGGAUGAAGAUUGACUUGGAUAUGACCAGCUCUCAUGGGUGUUAUUUCACACCGAAGGAUGGAACUUCAAGUGUUACUGUGCCUCCAAACGGGCUCAAAUAUAUUGGGUCAUGCAUUUCAGACCCUGACUGAGAAGACUUCUCAUACUCAAGAAGCUACACCAUUGAGAAGGCAGAAUCCCCAGAGGGAGAAUUUGAUGAAGAAAGUGAAGAAGAAGAUGAUGAAGGUGAUGAAAAUGAUGACUCAAAUGAAGAGGAAGACGAUUCAGACAAGGAGGAUGAAUCAUACGAAGAAGAAGAGUCAAAACUUAGCGAUGAAUAA